AUGGGAUUCCAAUCAAUGAAGGAAAGAUCAUCUUCAAAUAUACCUUCACUUCUACUAAGUGGCUCAAAGGAUACAACUGUUAAACUAUGGAAUCUAAGACAUGGAAAUGUACAAGCCAACGAUAUCUUGCUCACAUACACCGAGCAUACUGGACCGAUAACUGCAUGCAAGUUGAUCAACCUACCUUUAUCCUCAACGCCCAGCAUUGUUGCCUCUGCUUGUGAGAAUGGAAGGAUAUGUAUCUGGAGCGCGUCGACUGGCGAGACACUAUGGUCGACAUUUGUUGGAACUCCAGUCAAGUCCAUCGAUGCCAAUGAGCACAUGAUCAUUGCGAGUGAUCAAAGCAAUGGUCUGCACUUCUGGCGAAUCACCUUGGAUGCCACCGAUCAACUACACUUCACAUUGAUACCCAACUCAUUCAAACGAAUGCCCUUCCCCAACACUGCAAUCCUUUCACUGCAUCUGAUCGAAACGAUUCCAAUCGAUGAAGAAGAAGUGCAUUGCCAAUCAUACAAUGUUAGGAAGGACCCCGAACGAAGCAUGUCCAAGCACAGACGUUUAAAAGAUCCGGUACCCGUGAGAGUGGAGUUGGAGGACACCCUGGUCGGGGACACAAGAGAGGACAUCACUUAUCGAGAGCAGUCAGCCUGUGACCUAGAGAUCAGAGUUCGUCUAAUGAUGAGAUCAAAGUCCAGUGUAACAGAGUGCGAGAAUGUACUGAUACAAGACCUUUGCCUGGUCAGUGAGGCCACCGGUCGGGCGCUCUGUGGUGAGGGCUCACCACUGCAGUGGUACAACUGCGAGGACAAAGGAGAGACGUUGUCAGUGGCCACAACUCUAUCGGAUGACCGCUGCGACCCCGUUCAAGCAUUGGUAGUGGCCAGCAGUAACAACACUGCCAAGUUGUUUGAUAAGCCGUCGAUUGGACUUGGCUGGCAGCAACGAUCAAACAUAUCAACACUGCAUGGACACUGUGGACGUGUUACCAGCGUUCAUUGUGACCUCCAGAAGAUUAUAACAACGUCGUCCGACACCACCAUUAAGAUAUGGUCGCGAUCCACCUGUCAACUAGAGCGAACCCUGACCGAGCACAAAGAUGCCGUGCUGUCCAGCCGACUGCUUGGGCCGCUGCUGGCCACGGGCUCCAACGAUUCUACCAUUCACCUGUAUAACUUUAACUAUUUCUCCGACGACCUCAAGGUCAACGACUCCGAAUGA
Acytostelium subglobosum LB1 is the source of this 1218-nucleotide messenger RNA. RefSeq lists its product as hypothetical. Bases 1 to 1218 code for a protein of 405 amino acids. The transcript has a single exon. Lineage: Eukaryota; Evosea; Eumycetozoa; Acytosteliales; Acytosteliaceae. The record is from RefSeq and is a predicted model, not a curated record. Gene Ontology annotation, molecular function: protein binding.